UGACAAAUAAUUGAUGAGCCAACUGCUUGUGUGUGUGUGUGUGUGUGUGUGUGUGUGUGUGUGUGUGUGUGUGUGUGUGUGUGUGUGUGUAUGCUCCUGCUAUUUUUUGAUCCAGGGAUGGAAGGAAGCAUGCUCUAUUCCACUUAACUGGGCACUGUGAUACUACUGAACCAUGCAAUUAUAGUAGCAAUGGCAGCACAGACAUCUCAGACACGCUAUGGUAGUUUGAUCACACUUAUAAUGUUAAUACAAACCAUGUUAACUUAGUAACGAUAGAAAGGUGGGAAUAAUAAACACUUCGAUCAUUAUCAGAGGAAAACUGAAUGAUCCUUGAAUGUACAUACCUCACUCUUUUUAAAAUACAUCAAACCCAGUCAUUUAUACCCUUUUAUAAAUGAUGAAUAUCAGUUCAUAAAUAAACUUAAGGAUGUGUUGGUGUAUUGUACCUAAAGAGGACAAUUUCAAAUAAAAAAAAAAUCAACACAAAGCUAAGUGCCCUGCAGGCAGGAGAAUAAUUACACUAUCUAACGGAGGAUCAUACAUGAUCCUUGCCUCCCACGUUGUGGCAGGAUAAUUGUGUUGCCAUGGCAAUGCAAUCUGCUCCCAUCACUUUGGUUUUACACCAGAUUGAACCAGAUGGAAGUCCACAGCCUUAGAUAGGUGUAAUAAACAGCAGAAGUAGUCAGUUGUCGUGAAGGUAUGGGCGUGCAGUGAUGAUUUUGUGUUUAAAGGAGUGUUACAUUUUUCUUCCUUUCAUUGUUUACUCAUUGUUUUUUAUCCUUAUGUUCCACCAACUGGUAGAGCCACAUUUACAAAUGCCAGGUGGGAAUGUGUUAUUGUGUUAGAAAUGUAUUCCACAGCCUAAUAAACUAGAUGACAUGAGUAAAUGAAAGUAUUUGUUGUGGUGACGUCAAGGUACAGUUAUUAAAAAUUGCUAUGCUGUCAGCGAGGCUGUCAAGUACUGAACACUAGAUGCUACAUUAAUGUAAGGUCAAUGAAGCUGUUUAGCAGCUCUUGCUUAUAAUGUUCUUUUAACUGUGUGUUUGAAUACCUCUCAAAUCACAAAAAGAUAAUUUCCAUUAACUUACAAUUUCAAAAAGUAUGUAAAAGGUUAAAAGGAAGCUGCUGUAGCGCUUUAUAUUUUACAUCAUUAACUGUCAGGAGGUUAAAUAAAACCCUAUAAGGCGUCGGGCAGUUUGAUGCUCGUAUGAAGCAAGAACCUUUACCUACAUGUUGUGUGGAUCAGUCUUAGUGUCUAUAUCAGGCUUUGAGCACAGACAAAUUACAAUAUAAGAAAGUUUUAAAAGGGUCUGUACAUCUGCAGAAUUAUCUUUGUUUUUAGGGUAUCUCCUAAACCCACAAGUACAGCUGAAAAUGAAGCUGAACCUCGAUUUGGGCUGGAAAAGGUCAUUAAUACCUAUGAAAUUGGCUGUUUGCUCUCAGGUUUACCAUGUGUUGCCUCCCACAAACUAAGAAAACUAGCUGACUAUUAAUGGGGCUUUCAGUCUGUUAUAGUGAAAACUUGAGGCAGGGUUCCCCUACCAGAAAACCCACAGGGAGUGUGCAAUCCCCUUGUGUUGUGGUUUUACAGAUUUGUCUCAAUUAAAUGAUUUUUGAGAAGUUUGGACAUACAAGUAUGUGAUACUAAACAGCUGCAUAAAAUGGCGUCGUUUUCUGAUUGUGCUGUGGGCUUUGUGCAUAUCAAUUCAACUUUUUAUGACCAGGAUGAGUGGGUGUUUGAAUAGUGGGCCUGGCAGCUGGUUACUCAAGGGUUAAAGCUGCACAAGCUCCCCAGAGGAGUUGGUAGUUGACACUCUUAUGAUGGCUAGUAUUGUGCAAGAAAUUAAUAUGUCUUUCAACUUUAAUAUAAUCAUAAAAUCCAUCAAGAUUCAGUUUCAGUGCAGUGUCCAGGCAGCAGGUGGUUUAGUUACUUCAUUUUUCUCCUCUCAUGGAGGAUCCUUCACCUCUCCUCCCACGCAGACCUCCCAGGCGCUCCUCUCCGCCGGGGGCUGCGUGGAGUAGCACACACGGACCUGAUAGUAAGCCAGGAGAUGUAAGUGAAGACAGUGAGGGGAGAUAGUGUGUGUGGGCAACAUCUCUACUUCAUUAUCCGCUGCAUGGUGGAGGAGAGAGAGGGAGACAGGGGUGUUCACAUGACGGUGUGAGGAGCGUCUUGGACAGACUGAGGUGUGAAAGAUUUGAUUUGUUGAGUAGCCUAUCUUCUGCAAGAUAAGUCUGUAAAGGUGUCAAGAGAAAGUUGUGUGGGAGAUUGUGAAGUUUGAAUCUGUUGCUGCUUUUUCAGGAAGGAGAACCACUGGAAGACGACAGGAUAAGUCUCAUGACGGCUGGACUGAGCUGAAGGCAGAAGCAGAAGCAGGGUAAUUGACUUUUUAUCUUUGUUUCUUUAGCAACCUCUUAGUUAAUCUAGAAUUACAAGAAAGAUAGACUUAAUAGCAUGAUACAUUUGCAAAACAAGCUGUUCUAUCUAUCUAUCUAUCUAUCUAUCUAUCUAUCUAUCUAUCUAUCUAUCUAUCUAUCUAUCUAUCUAUCUAUCUAUCUAUCUAUCUAUCUAUCUAUCUAUCUAUCUAUCUAUCUCUUAUUUAAAAAUAUAUUGUCUCCUAGAUAUAUAUUUGUGUCCCCAAUUCCAGUGUUUCUAUUGUGUCAAUAUGAACAACUCCUACAUGUCCUUUAUAUUCUCUGCUUGCCCAUCCCAUUCUGGCAGAUGGCUGUCAACCAAUGAGUUUGGCUCUGCUAGAGUUUUCUGCCUGUUGCAGUCAAAGGAAGAUUUCGGAGAUACAUUAGCCGUAAUUACACAGUUGUUGACUGCGUGCAGUAGUUUUAUAGUUUGUAAGCAAAUAAAAGUCUACAUAGUGAAAUGAUUGAAAAUAAAAGAUGUCACUUCACAUUAACAUCAUCAGCACCCUGGACUGGUAAUUUCAUGUGACUGGAUAGGGAACAGAAAGUUUUAUAGUGAAAUGUUUUUUCUAAAUAUAUGUUCCUCAAACACACAAAAAAAAGACUCCUGGGUUGUCUUCAUGUUAUCUGACAGAGCUAUUGUUUGUCAUUGUCAUCUUCAACAAUACCCAUUGUCAGUAUGAAACAAAAAAACAAAAGCUGCCUUUCAUGGUUAUUGUCAUUUUUUGUGUCUAUGAAAAAAUGUAAUUUUUUUCGUCAUGUGAUAAUUUUCUCGCCUACUUUACAUUAUACUGUUUUAGUCAUAUUAUGUAAAGUAGUGUACAUCCACAAAAAUGCUAAGUCAGUGUAAGGAAUGAACUCUUGACGUACAGAGUACUCAACAUUUCUUCAGUAGAUUUAUACAUGAAACUACCCUUUCAUCUGGAUGGCCUGGUUACACUUUUCUGCAUAAAUUGUUGAAUUGAGUGACAGGGUGUCCACAAGAGAAUGUAUAGUAAACCUACAGUGAAAAGACAUGUUGCUUAGGGGGGCAGACUCACAGAAAGAGAAGGCUGCAAGGUAGAUUUAUUUUGACUUUGAAGAACAUGACAUGUACUUAAAAGUUGGCAGUUCAGUGUGCAUGUCCAUGUGUUUUGAUGUAUGUGUGUGUGUGUGUGUGUGUGUGGAGGUGUGAGAAGGUCAGCUCAUGUGAGAGGCCUUUUCAUGUCUGUGUGCUUAUGAGAGCAGAGCUGUGAGACGUCCUGUCAUAUUGCCGCUCAGCUCAGAGGCUCUCGCACUCGGUGCUGACUCGCUGAACUGCUGGGACCCUUCGAGAGUAACUUGAUCACACUGUUUGACGCAGACUCUUAACCAUGAGUGGUGAGUAACCAGUGAGCAGGUCAUUGAGGUUUGGAAAGCUAGAGACUUUCUCUGACUUGAUAUUAUAUGUUAUCAUUAGAGAAAACAGGGUUGUAGAAGUUACUUAAACAAAGAUAGGUACUUUUCUUCAGAGAUUGCUGCUGUUUCUUUAAGGUUUCCUCAUUGAUUCAUUGAUUUUGAAGGAACUUUGUGUGUGUGUUGGGGAGGGGGGUCAAUUACGAAAUGAUUUUUGUUUUUAUACUUGGAUGCAGAAAAAACAUUAAGUUUAACGCAACAGUAUGUAACAGCUUGAGAUGAGAUUCCUGUGCACUGGUGUCUUUUAACAUAGCAGUCUAAAGUGGCUUUCUAUUGAGGUGUGAAAUGUGCUCAGCAUUACAGGCUGCACAGCUGUACACCAACUAAACUAAUGGCUCUGAUUAUAGCUUUCAAUAGUUGCUUGUUAUUGGUGGUGCAGAGGAUUUAGAUUUCAUAUUUGUUUUUUUUUACUGUGUAAAGAAUAGAAGUCGACUAUCUCAGGUUUAUGGAUGCUUUCUGUUAGCGUCACAGGCCCUCAUGUCCUUUCUGCCUGGUUAAUGUUUAUCACUGUCCUCAUCCUUAGGUGGAUGUUUGGGUUGUCAGACAAAGGCUUGAUCAGGACAGGGCAGUAUGAGUUGGGGUUGGUGGCUUCGAGGCCAGAAAUCACUCUGAAGUACUUUAAUAGCAGCUUGAAUAAAACUCAUUAACAGCGUUUUAGGAAGACUGUUGUAACCGCAGCUGUAUCACAAACUACACUAUUAAAUCACAUUGUGAAGGUAUUUUUGAACUCUGUAAUCUAUUGAUCACAUUGAUAUUAAAACAUUUACAGCAUCAUGGUAUUAAAUGUGCAUGGUUGGCCCCAAGUCGGCCCCUGUAUACUGCUGCAGUAUGACAGGAUCAGGCUGAGAUAGAAACCUAGUCUACACUGUAGCGCUGAGAAACCCAAAACCAAAUCUUUGAAUUAAACAAAUAAAACGUCAUGAUAAAGUUUCUUUCUUGGCAAACUUUGGCACAUCAGAAGUCUUCUUUCAAACAAGAAUGAAAUGAACAGCCAUGUGAAUUUCAAUCUUGGGGUACUGUGGUUUACAUAAAGUGUUUAAGAGGAGGGGGUGACACUAAUCGUUUUAUGUAUUAUACAAAUGUAAGUCACAGUGGAAGACUGCUUUCAACUGAAGUAACUUGUACUCUUGUUGAUAAUAUAUUUUUUUAAAUAAAUAUAAAAAUAGUCCCCCCCCAAAAAAAAUAAAAUAGAUAAAGAGACAGAGUUAUAAAGUAUCCUCCAAACAGUGAAGUGCUGUGGUUACACACUUUAAGUUGUAAUCAUUUAGUCAUCCUAAUGUGUAUUCAUAAGAUGGUGACUUUCUUAGUAUUUGGUGUUUUCAUGUUUAAAUUCCCGGGGCGACGUUUGAUUCAGAAUUUAAAUUAUGCGUCCCAUGUACAAAGGCGCAGGUUGUAUUCCAACCCGUGGCCACCUACCUCGCCCUACUCUCUCUCUCUCUCUCUGCUUGUCUUUCUCACCACUGUUCAGGAAUUAAGGCAAAAAAAUAAACUUGACAGUUCAGAUCUUUCUUUAUGUAAAUACCUAAUUCAUCAGAAGUUUUAUUAUAUCCCUAUUCUUUAUAUCUAUUGUGUUUUUAUCAUUCUGGGUUUUUUUUCUAAUGCUGCUGGAAUUUUAAUUCCCAUGAGGGCACCUUCUCAAAAAGAUCAACAAAGUCUGUCUAAUUUAAUCUAAUCUGAUCUAAUCUAAUUUUCUUUUUGUUUUAUAAAUGUCUACUGAACAUGAACAAAUAAAGACAGUGUAGUGCUUGGUUCAUAAGUGAAGGUAGAGCAGCAGGACCUCGUUUUAGGUGUGCUAACUAAAACUUACCUCCUGUUAUCCAUUCAGCACAUUGAGUGUUUAGUAAAUGGGAUCAUCUGCAGUCUGCUGAGUUCUACACACUUAUUUAUUUUCAUAUUUCACUUUUUGAUUAGAUGUUUCCUCUGCAGGCCAGUUACACACACUCAAAGGAAGUGAUAGCAGUUCUGCGUAAAAGCUGAUCAUUAUCCGACACUGAGUUACAAAUACAUUGCAUUAACUAGUGAUGUCCCAAGACGUGCUCAACAAUAGGUCUUAUACUAUCGUUGCACAAAGUAUAUGUAGAUAAAUGAGGAUCUCAGAACAAUGCACAAAAGAAAAUCAAUAGAAAAGACAGACUAGAUGAUGUCUCUGGAGAUCAUAUGCUAAGUGGUAACCCCCCUCUGGGGACGACUGAAGGUAUAGAGGUGUUGGAGCUCAAAGGCCAGCUGUAUUAGUGUAUUGUUCUGAGAGUAGAGCGUGUCAGUGUGUUUGUGGAGGGUGAUCUAGAGGAAACACUGUAGCCUACAUAGAUAAGGAGAAGUGAGACCAACAGCCACGUGUUACACACUCGCACACUCAUCGUGUUGUACGGCACAGAAAUUCACGGUAAGGCUGCUGAAGUUUACUCUCUGAUCUUUUACAUAUUUGUUGCACUUCUGUUACUGUAUGAAAUUGUCACAGUGUGAGAGGUACAGCUCAUCCUUGCUUUUCUGCUGAAGUUCACCAAUGCAACAUAAAGCUUAAAUGUGUGGUUACCAAACUUGAAUUGCAUUUGUAGUUUACUUACAUUUAAGAUUAUUCUAUAACUGUAACUUAGGUUUAAUAUGAUACUUGCCGUGUACUGGUGUUAGACCAAGAAGACGACAGACCUCGAUAUACAUCAUGUUCAGUUUAACCGGUUUUCAUUCAUGAUUUAAGACAAAAUUACCAGCAAUGGGCUCAUGUAGAGCCUGAAGUCAUAAACAAGUGUUUUUACUUUUAAUGCUGCAGUAUGUUCAAUACAAAACCCGUGACAAUUUAGGGUGUUUUUUUGUACAUCAGACCGUGGUGUGCACCAGUUGGGUGUUUAUGUUGUGACUCAUGAUAAGCUUCCCUCCAUUUCUUGCCUUGUCGUUAUCUUCAAGUAUGAUUGGUGCCAAACCCAUAAAAGACCGUUACAGUGGUCUAUCAGUUCAGGUUGCAGUGAUAAAGAGCUGCAGUUUAUUCAUGUCUGGGUUAAUUUAUUGACUUCUUGUUUAGUGGAUGGGGAAGAGGGUGUCAAAUAUUUAAUUCGGUAAUUAAAAUGUGUUAAAAUUGCUUAAAAUAAUAAUGAUAAUGUUGUAAAUAUAAUAACAAAUAUAAAGUAUUCAAUAAAACAGAUGGAAACAACAAAUACUUACAUUUUAAAAGCUGGAACCAGCCUUAUCUAAUGACAUCUAACUCAUCUUGAUAGAUGUCAAUAUUCAUCAACUUCCUCUUUUACUAUUAUAUUGACUUCAUAUCGUAAAGAUGGCAAAUUAGAUUUCUGGCACUUUAUAAAGAGCUUGACUUCUUUUUUUUUCUGGUUUGAUAUACCAAGCUCACAAAGUCCCAGUCAGCAUUUUAACUUCCCAUUGUGGUUAUAUUAGACACUUUCAGUUUCAAACACUGUUAGUACUGUGUCCUGAUUUGCUUUGGUUUGACUUACCAUCUCCAGACAUUGCGUUUGUUUGUGUCUUGUGGUCAGUCUGGUGUGACUUUCACCCAUCUACACUCAGCAAUCUUCCAUCGUCUGGUUCUGAAUAUCUGUUAGCUGAAAAAUGAAUAUCUGUUACUAAUCUUCAUAUCCAUGUUUUAAAAACUUCAUCUCUUCAACUCCUUGACCAGUUUCCCAAGAGACCUGCCUCCUGGACCAGGUGCUAGAUCUGAUUAUGAAUGAGAAGCCCCCCACCAGCGCUAGUCUCUUCUUGAACGAGGACUCCGAUAAACCCCCACUUCCAGAGAGAGAAGACUUCAAGAGGUGCAUACGCAGAGCCAUGGAGAGGAGGGCGAGUAGCAUCAAGGAGAGGAUGAGCUCCAUCAGUCGAGAGAGUGUCAAAGGUUUCCUCAAAAGGAACCUGUUUGUUCUCUUCACUGUUGCGGCUGUGGCUCUGGGUGAGUGGAGGUCUGGGAUCAUCAUAGUGCCCGUUUUCAUUUCACCUCAUGUUAAAGGUGGGAAGCUCAAAUAUUAUGAAAAAUGUGUGAAAGUAUUGUGUUCAAGGUUAUUGGUUUUACAGUUUAAGAUUGUCUGAUUCCCUUAAAUUUAGGUUAUCAGAGAAAGCUUAUUAUUUCACUACUUCCAAAGAUGAUGGUGACACUAAAGAUAAUGAAAAUCUGGGGAGUUGAAAGACAAUUUUUGAAUAUUCAACUUAUUAGUUUCUAUCAGACAAUACAAACUGUCAGUAUUUAAGCACUUCCUAGGCUGCUAGGGAGUAAAUUCCUAGAUAUCAUUACUUUGGCUCUGUAUUGUAUAAACCUCCAAGUUGUAAAAUUUGCAGUGUCUGACUAAAGGUUAUGGUAAGAAGCUGAAUGUUAAAAUUUGCUUUUGACAAAAUGUAGUGCUGUCAAAGGGUAUUGGCUUCGUUGCAAAAAUAGUCAAUUGACUUUAUCUGAUUUUGUGCUUUUGUUGGCAUGUGUACAUGUUUUCAGGAGUCAUCCUGGGCUUUACUCUACGCCCACUCAACCUGUCCCUGAGGGAGAUCAAGUACUUUGCCUUUCCUGGGGAGCUGCUAAUGAGGAUGCUGCAGAUGCUGGUGCUGCCGCUUAUCGUCUCCAGUUUAGUCACAGGUUGGUUUAAAGGAGCAUGAAUACACUUUGUGUACACUUUCAAGUUGAUGACUUAUCAGAUGCAAAAAUGUAAACAGUGUAAGAGCUAUUAAUGCACUGUAAAUAUUGACAGCUCUAAUGACUGUCAAUACACUGAACCUGCUGAAAACUGUGCUCAAAUUCAUCUCCUCUGUAUUAGGUAUUUCCUCUUUGGACAGCAAAGCAUCGGGUAAGAUGGGUAUGCGUGCUGUAGUCUACUACAUGGUGACCACCCUGCUUGCUGUGUUUAUCGGCAUCGUCAUUGUGAUAAUCAUCCGACCUGGGAAAGGCAGCAGGGACAGUCCUAUGGCCAAAAGUGGAAACAUAGAACCAGUUCAGGCCACUGAUGCUUUCCUGGAUCUGAUCAGGUACCAACAGCUCAUAAACCACUUAGAAACUUCAUAUAAAUCAUUGUUGAAGUUCAUGAGGAGAGUCGCCACUGUGCCAGCAGUUUUUAGAUAGCUAACACAAAACCACAUCAUCUACUCUGAUAUUUUGGGAAAUAUUGACAGUCAGGAGACACAGCAUCCAGUAGAUGGCGUGGCACAGUAGCGCCAGAAGAUCUCCAACGCACAUACAGACUUUCUAUUUAUCCUCAAUCACUCUUUUUAUGUUUUUCUAAGGAUAUAAACACUCAAGAUUCUUCAAUUUUUUUAAAGUUUGCUUUCGAUAUGUGAGAAGAGAGAUUUGUGUGAGGGCUCAAGAGCACAUUUGUGAUAGUUUCUUAUGUUUUUUCCAGAAAUAUGUUUCCUCCAAACCUUGUAGAGGCAUGUUUCAAGCAGGUGAGGCACUCUUUCCUAUCUGUUCUUUGAUAUGGUUGAUAUUGAUAUUGUUAUUGUACAACUACCAGCAUCCAUCUCAAGACCUAACCCAACUGAUUACAAGGAAAAUAAAUCAAUGCUUUGGUGCCUUUAUAGACACUCAUUCAGUUUCCUUUGUUUUUGAUUUUCAUGUCCUCUUUAUAGUAUAAAACUGUGUACAAGAAGACUGUGCACACGAGGAACGUGACAGUGACUCUGAAUCUCACCGACACUCUCAAUGUGACAGACUCGAAUCUGAGCAUGAACCUGAGCAGAGUGCUGCACACCAUACAGGUGAGUACACUGCAUGAAGUGUCUCCCUAUCAAGUGGGAUAUCUAUUUAAUGACACUUUAUACUUGAUAUUUUUUAUUGCAGGAGACAGUGGAGGAGACUGUCCCUGUGUCCGGCUCCUCUGGUGGAGUGAAUGCCCUUGGUUUGGUUGUUUUCUCCAUGUGCUUCGGCCUGGUCAUUGGCAACAUGAAACAGCAGGGUCAGGCCCUUCGAGACUUCUUUGACUGCCUGAAUGAAGCCAUCAUGAGGCUCGUGGCCAUCAUCAUUUGGUUCGUGAAGACAAACCUCAAACUAUUUAACCUUCUGAUCUUUGUCUCUAGAUUGACACAAAAAUCAGUCACUUUUUCAUCUCCAUAUAUACUCAUGUCACCCCUUAGGUAUGCUCCAGUAGGUAUCCUGUUCCUGAUUGCAGGGAAGAUUGUGGAGAUGAAGGAUCUGGCACAGAUGGGAGGUCAGCUGGGAAUGUACACAGUGUCAGUCAUUGUCGGUCUCCUCAUCCACGGCCUCUUCGUUCUGCCACUACUCUUUUUCCUGGUGACCAGGAAGAAUCCCUACAGCUUCAUUGGCGGCCUGCUGCAGGCGCUCAUCACUGCUCUGGGAACCUCAUCAAGGUAAAUAUUAUGCAUAUAUAUUAUGGCACUGGAUGUGAAGUGAUAAGACAAAACCAUAUGAUAGGAUACUGCACUAUACUCAUCUGUAGCAGACGAUAAGAUGUGGUACAAUUUGUGACAGUCAGUAUGAAACUGUAGGGUACAAUACCAUGGAAUACAAUAUAGUUUCAAAUUAAUUCAUACAAUUUAAUAUUAUAAGAUACAUCAUGAUACUAUAGGAAACAAUACAGAAUGAUGUGGUACAGUAUGAUAUGGUAAGAUGCACUACUGUGGAACGAUGCAAUACAACAAGCAAUAUAAUUCUGCAGGAAGUUGUGAAAUGACGAUUUGACGAUAACUCUCUCUCUUCUUACUUCAGUUCUGCUACUCUGCCUAUCACCUUCCGUUGUCUGGAGGAGAACAACCGUGUGGAUAAACGAGUGACACGUUUUGUCCUCCCUGUGGGCGCCACCAUCAACAUGGAUGGGACCGCCCUCUAUGAGGCUGUAGCAGCUAUUUUUAUCGCCCAAGUCAAUGACAUGGAUCUGAACUUUGGACAAAUUCUCACUAUAAGGUAAACCUGUAUUUUAGAUUUAAUUGAAAAAAUACGAACAAAUACGACGGAUUAUAUUUGAGCAGCCUCCCUCUGAAGUGAAAAAGUCCUCAAUCAUGCUGAAAGUCUCUUUAAAUGUCAUUUUGAGAGCUGCUGCACAUGGAUCCCACUUUUUGCUCUUCAGGGAGCUGUCUUAAAUCUAUGAAAUUACCACGGUGUUGUUUAGGUACAUCAACAACAUGUUUGAUGGUAAGAAACUUUGGAGUUUGGAGAAGUUAACUUACUAUAACUCCUCAAUCCAUUUCUUCAAUCUUCUUGCCAGUGGAUGAGGGCUGUAUAUUGGCAAAUUAAACCUAGAGCUAGACCUGCAGAUAGAUCCUUUUAAGAGGAUUUCAUACUCUCAAUCAUUUGGAGCUUUUAGGUCAAGCAAAUGCAUGACAGCUAAGAGGAUAUGCAGCAAUGAAGAAGUUGUGAAGCACUUUUUUCUCAAAGCUGAUAACUUACAAUAUUUGACCAAUAGCUAUAACUGUUUCAAGGAGCAUAAUUGUCAAAACUUGACAAAGAACUUACAUCCACAAGCUCUGAUGCUAUGGUCAGAUUCUGGUAUAAAAGUGAGGGAAGUUGGCAUUGGGUAUGCAGGUUUUUGCAGAUCAGUUUGGGGAUGAACUAAAAAAAAAACACUGAAAAGUCCAAUGGAUAGAACCAGCAUUUUCUCUUUCAAUCUUUUUGUCCUUAAACUCUUGAACAUAUUGUUUAAAUGGGAAAAAUAUGGUUCUUUUUAAGACAACCUUUGUCAGAUAAUAACACAUAUCCUGGCUGGGUAACCUCAGGUCUCACUUUGUGCUGUUUGUUGGUUAUAAAUAACUUCAUUUUUGAGUGAUUGAGUUUGAAAACAGAUAUGUUUUCUUUAUGAAUCGCCGUCGACAUGAAAUUCUACAAGCAUUCUUGUUUCGUUUACCAUGAAUUAUAUGGUUCGCAAUAGUGAUCUCAGACAUACUCUAACAUAGCAAUGAUGUAAUCCUUUUUAAAGACGCGUACGCCUUCAUUGAGGUUAUUUACAGAGUAUGGCUGUAUGACCACCUGGAAAAUGAUUUACAUAAGUGUGAAAUUCCUCUGCUGCGUUUGUCACUCAUCUACUCCCACCACGAGUACACAUGUGCAGUUGAUUUGUUUCUCUUUAUUAAAUGUCUUCACUCUCUUCUUCAUCCCUCCCACCACCCACUCAGUAUCACGGCAACUGCUGCCAGCAUCGGAGCAGCAGGCAUCCCUCAGGCUGGCCUGGUUACCAUGGUGAUAGUAUUGACAUCGGUAGGACUGCCCACAGAGGAUAUAACACUGAUCAUCGCUGUGGAUUGGUUCUUGUGAGUUUCCACUAAAUGUCAGCUUUAUGGGGAUUGGUCUGUGCGUAUGCCAGCAGAAAUGUCAUUGUAAAGCUUCAGAGAGCCCAGAGAGCUCUCUUCUACAAAGGUUAUUGAUGCAUAAUGCAGAGUGGCAGCUUUAACAACAACAAAAAAGGAAUAAUGAUAAGCUUUUGUCAAUAAUAUAUCCCCUGUCCAAACUUGUCUACAUAAUUAUUUCUUUUCUCUCUCUGUCUUCCAGAGACCGUUUGCGAACCACAACAAACGUACUGGGCGACUCACUUGGGGCCGGCAUUGUGGAGCACCUUUCUCGCGGGGAGCUGCAGACUCAGGAUGCCGAGGCGUGCAACUCCGUGCUCGAGGAGAAUGAGAAGCCCUACCAGCUUAUCUGCCAGGAAAACGAUACACACAACCACCACAACAGUGAGACUACAAUGUGAUGAUACAAGAGAAAUGACCUGAGACCCACGUACACCGAGCAUUUAGCUAGAGGUCUGACUUUCAGGGGUAAAGAUUAAGUCUUAGUAGUUCUGGGCAAGACACGACCUUCAUGCCCCUCCAUCCCCACCUGACAGGAACAAGGAGCACAUUCUGAUAAGGGACAGUUACAAACCUACGCCUACAGUCUGAUGUAUAGCCUUGAGUGCCAGUUAUUUGAAGGCCUUUUACUAAUUUAUUUCAGGAAACCUCAAAAAACUUUUAUUGCCUUCAGAUUCAUCAAUUUUUCAAAACUUUGUAAUGUUAAUGAUCCAUAAAGCCAGUGAAUCAUACAUUCUUACCAGCAUUAGUGUUAAAAUACAAAUAUCAGUACCACUGUUUAUUUUAAAAGACAGAUAAAACAGCUGAUAAUCUGCUCUUGUGAAUGUGUUAUUCAAGCCAAAUGAGGUUUUUUUCCUGCUGCGCCGUGUAACACUUGAUAAAUCCUUGUUUCCUUUUUAUACACUUGUUUUUGUCACCACCAUCAUCACGACUACCUCUAAUGGACCUAAGAGUUAUAUAUCAGUCUUCAGCAGCAUACACAUCAUAUACACAGGAGCAUAUCAUCAAAAUGUAAAUACAUCAAUCUCAGAAUAGUUUGGGAUCCUGAUUUUGGAGAUUUGAACAUUUUUCUUGUUAUUUAAGCUUGCUUGCACAAUGUCGUUCACAACUUUGAAUGUACUUGACUGUUAAACACUCGAGGACUUUGUGGUAGAGAGUCCUUGCUUCUGGUUAUUUUGUAGUUUGAAGGUAUUUUUUGUAAUUGUUUUAUAUUUUGAGUGACUUCCUAGAAUGUGAUUUCUUACAGAUAUUAUGUAUUUCCUGUAUUUCUUGGUGCUAUUGCUUUUAACAUGGGACUGUUAUGCUACAAAGUUAAGUCACAGAAACACCUGCCAUCGUACUUGUUCCUUUCUCCAUACUUUCUUUUACUCUUAACACAUGACUAGUUUUCAGUCAAGAGUGGCGAAUCCUCAAAAGGAUUCUCAGUCUUAUUUUCCUUCUUGGUCGAAGUUCUCAAUUUCCUUUUUUGUAAAAUUGGAUUGCUCUUGCACUUGUUAAUUUUUGAGAUGGUUUAUUUGUUUGGUUUGAAGAACUCCAGUAGUGUAAAGACUGGUUAAGAGCUUUUUGUAGUUGAUAUCAAAAAUGUGCAGAACAUAAGUAUAUCAAUAUACUUGCCUGCCUGUGUUUUCUGCUAGGCAUUAAUUGAAUUACUUUAAUUGUAUGUGGUUGUAUUUAUGUUGGAAUGAUCUAUCUCAAGCUAUCCAUUGACACAUUUUUAUUGUUUUGUGAACAGGUACUGUGACAAGAGUACGUAAAUGCCUCGAGGAAUUGAAUGUACAGUUGCUUAAUGCCUUUUGGUGUUGAUCGUUUUAGCAGAUAUUCGAGCUCAUUAUUAUGAAAAAUGAGGUUGUGAAGUAUUUAGUGGAAAGACUUUCUGAGUUUGUUUGAUUUUCAUGCUCAUUAAGAGGUUUUACUUUAGUUUCGAUGCUUGAUGUUAUUUCUGUAAAUUUUGAUGAACGGCUUGUGAAAAAUGUGACAAAUAAAUGGCUCAGGAACUGAA
Molecule: messenger RNA, 14059 nt
Organism: Xyrichtys novacula (pearly razorfish)
Lineage: Eukaryota; Metazoa; Chordata; Actinopteri; Labriformes; Labridae
Source: the annotation of a GenBank genome assembly